Molecule: messenger RNA, 345 nt
Organism: Notothenia coriiceps (black rockcod)
Lineage: Eukaryota; Metazoa; Chordata; Actinopteri; Perciformes; Nototheniidae
Product: zinc finger protein 385D-like
Exons: 3
Coding region: 1-345 (114 amino acids)
Cellular component (GO): nucleus
Source: RefSeq, a predicted model, not a curated record
AUGCAGUGGGGUAACACAUGUCAAAAUGGCCUCAUGCCCACCCUGGUGCGUCCCACCCUGCCUGGCAUCCAGACCUCACUGGGCAUGAAGCAGUUUUUCCCGUUUCCAUUGGAUACGGCCGCAGCCAUCAGCCUCUUCCAAGGAUUCAACGCGAUGGACCCUGUGCAGAAAGCUGUCCUCCAUCACACCCUCGGCCUCCCUCCCACCGUAAAGAGAAGGCACGUCUCCUGCAGCGUUUGCCAGCUAAGGUUCAACUCACAGGUGAGCCACUGCUCCUGCCACAAAUAUACACCGAAAACACCCCAAAACCACAUUACAACCUACCUGCUCUGGCGUCAGUCUUGA